Molecule: messenger RNA, 1797 nt
Organism: Tupaia belangeri chinensis (Chinese tree shrew)
Lineage: Eukaryota; Metazoa; Chordata; Mammalia; Scandentia; Tupaiidae
Gene: WNT7A
Product: Wnt family member 7A
Exons: 3
Coding region: 126-974 (282 amino acids)
Biological process (GO): cell fate commitment; neuron differentiation; multicellular organism development
Cellular component (GO): extracellular region
Molecular function (GO): frizzled binding; cytokine activity
Source: RefSeq, a predicted model, not a curated record
UCUCCUCGGUGGUAGCUCUGGGCGCAAGCAUCAUCUGUAACAAGAUCCCAGGCCUGGCUCCCAGACAGCGGGCAAUCUGCCAGAGCCGGCCCGACGCCAUCAUCGUCAUAGGAGAAGGCUCGCAAAUGGGCCUGGACGAGUGUCAGUUUCAAUUCCGCAAUGGCCGCUGGAACUGCUCGGCGCUGGGGGAGCGCACAGUCUUCGGAAAGGAGCUCAAAGUGGGGAGUCGGGAAGCAGCCUUCACAUAUGCCAUUAUUGCUGCUGGCGUGGCCCAUGCCAUCACAGCUGCCUGCACCCAGGGCAACCUGAGCGACUGUGGCUGCGACAAGGAGAAGCAAGGCCAGUACCACCGGGACGAGGGCUGGAAGUGGGGUGGCUGCUCUGCCGACAUCCGCUACGGCAUCGGCUUCGCCAAGGUCUUUGUGGAUGCCCGGGAGAUCAAGCAGAAUGCCCGGACUCUCAUGAACUUACACAAUAACGAGGCAGGCCGAAAGAUCCUGGAGGAGAACAUGAAGCUGGAGUGCAAAUGCCACGGCGUGUCCGGCUCAUGCACCACCAAGACGUGCUGGACCACACUGCCACAGUUUCGGGAGCUGGGCUACGUGCUCAAGGACAAGUACAAUGAGGCGGUGCACGUGGAGCCAGUGCGUGCCAGCCGUAACAAGCGGCCCACGUUCCUGAAGAUCAAGAAGCCCCUGUCCUACCGCAAGCCCAUGGAUACAGACCUGGUGUACAUUGAGAAGUCACCCAACUACUGUGAGGAGGACCCAGUUACAGGCAGCGUGGGUACGCAAGGCCGUGCCUGCAACAAGACAGCCCCCCAGGCCAGCGGCUGCGACCUCAUGUGCUGCGGGCGUGGCUACAACACCCACCAGUAUGCCCGCGUGUGGCAGUGCAACUGUAAGUUCCACUGGUGCUGCUACGUCAAGUGCAACACGUGCAGCGAGCGCACCGAGAUGUACACAUGCAAGUGAGCCCAAGGCCGCGCCACGCCCUGCCCUCCCGCGCAAGUACACAGCCAGGAGGACCGGACAAUUUUUCAAGCUGCACUCUCCCUGGCAGGCCACUGCCUAGAUUUCAACAGGGAAGUGCAUGAACAUUGAGGUUGUCUUUUCUGCUGAGGAGGGCACUCCUGCAGGGAUUCCUGCAGAUGCCUGUGGAAAAUCUCUCAGAGCCCUCUACUGUUCUGUUCCAUACCCAAUGCUGCUCCACCCUCCCUGAGACACAGCCCAGGUCCCUCCCCGCGGCUGAGCGAAGCUUUCCGCAACAGAACACUGAACCUUUGGGCUUCAUCAUAGCAAUAUUUAACAAUUUAUUCUGAUAAAAAAAUAAUAUUAAUUUAUUUAAUUAAAAAGAAUUCUUCCACCUCGUCAGGAUCCGUUUUCCGCAAUCCAAGUGGACUGCUUGCUUUCCUGGCAGGAUGAUAUUGUCCCUAGGACACGGAGCCGAAUAGAACUGUACAUAAGUAUUCUUUAUGCAGAUAUUUCUACUAGUUGAUUUUGCAAGUAACCCUGCCUUGCAGCACUAGCUGUUUAAGUACAAGAGCAGGCAUUCUUUAUACAUAUAUAGAUAUCUAUAUCACACAUUUAUAUUUUUUUUUGCUGUUUGCUGCUACUUAUCCAGAAAUUUAAGCUGGUUCCGAUUUGAGAUGUUUUUCCAGAAUGCGUCCCAUCGUUUGCCCUCCCUGGUUUAAGUUUAGCUAUUAGAAAAAUCCUGUUUGGAAUAGAGAGAGAGAGAGAGAGGAAAAAAAUAAUAAACUCCCAGCAGUUUCCAUCUUUUGGAAGGUGAGCCACUGGA